Messenger RNA from Alternaria postmessia, 2154 nucleotides. RefSeq lists its product as uncharacterized. Gene Ontology annotation, biological process: carbohydrate metabolic process; N-glycan processing. Gene Ontology annotation, molecular function: calcium ion binding; mannosyl-oligosaccharide 1,2-alpha-mannosidase activity. The record is from RefSeq and is a predicted model, not a curated record. Bases 1 to 2154 code for a protein of 717 amino acids. Lineage: Eukaryota; Fungi; Ascomycota; Dothideomycetes; Pleosporales; Pleosporaceae. The transcript is spliced from 2 exons. Gene Ontology annotation, cellular component: membrane; endoplasmic reticulum.
AUGAACUUGACACGCGAUCCAUUCAACCUCCGAAGCAAAGCAACGUUCAAGACACCCUCCGCCUUCGCCGUCCUCCAGAACGCCGCCAACAAGAAAGCCUCACAAGCCGUCGAAUCGACCAAGCAGGCGGUCGAGGCCACGAAACAGGCGAUUCAGGACUCAGACAUGUCCUUCGCCAUCCCGCGCAACGUACCCAACUUCGAGAGCGCGCAACGCAAGUUUGAAGAUAAUGUUUGGAACAAACUACCGGGAAACGAGAAGGGCUUGCCAAUGUAUAAGGACAAGCCUUCAGGAAAGGUAUACGGAUAUGGCGGCGGCGGCGGCGCGAGGGGGAGGAGAGGCUUUCUGAAGAGUAAGAGGGGCAUGUCAUUGAUAGCACUGGUCGUGCUCGGGCUUUUCUACUGGUUUGGAUGGUCAAGUGGAGGGACAAGUGUGGAUGUAGUGCAAGAUGAGAAGGACAAGGGGAAGAGCUUACUGUCAAACAUGGGCGGAAGCGCUGCCGGAAAGAAGAGCAAAGUUGACUGGGAGAAGCGGAGACAAGCAGUAAAGGAUGCCUUUUUAUUGAGCUGGAACGCAUAUGAGGAGCACGGCUGGGGCUACGACGAGUACCAUCCCGUUUCGAAGAAGGGUCGAUACAUGGCAGAGCCCAACGGCCUGGGCUGGAUUAUCGUGGACGCCCUCGAUACGCUCAUGAUCAUGAACCUGACAAAGGAAGUCAACCACGCGCGUCAAUGGAUUGCAACAAGCCUCGAUUACGACAAGAAGCAAGAUGUCAAUACCUUCGAAACGACUAUACGCAUGCUUGGUGGUCUGCUGUCUGCGCACUACUUGCAAGAGACACUUCCGGGCCUGAAGCCCGAGAAUCAGAACGAAGAGGACCUGUUCUUGGAAAAAGCAACCGAUUUGGCAGACCGUCUCAUGGGCGCGUACGAGUCACCUUCGGGUGUUCCGUGGGCCAGUGUCAUUCUUAGAGAUGCCAAAGGCGAAGCCUCGCACGCCGACGGUGGUGCGUCUUCUACAGCUGAAGCAACUACUCUGCAACUUGAGAUGAAAUACUUGGCCUUCAUUACCGGUGAGAAACAUUACUGGGAUGUAGCUGAAAAGGUGAUGCAAGUCGUUGACAACAACGGUGCUAAAGACGGUCUUCUACCUAUCUUCAUCUACGCAGACAGGGGAACCUUCCGCGGCAACGAGAUCCGAUGGGGCAGUCGUGGUGACAGUUACUACGAGUACCUUAUCAAGCAGUACCUCCAGACCCAGAAGCAAGAACCAAUCUAUCAAGAGAUGUGGAAUGAGUCGCUCAACGGCGCAAAGAAGCAUCUUCUCACCUAUACGAAAAACAGCCACUUUACUGUGUUAGGAGAGCGACCAAACGGAAUUGAAGGGAAAUUGCACCCCAAGAUGGAUCACCUAGUCUGUUUCCUGCCUGGUACCAUCGCCCUAGCAGCAACCGGUGGCAUUCCUCUCGCUGAUGCGCGCAAGCUACCCACCUGGGGCAAAGCACAAGAGGAAGACAUCACCCUCGCUCGCGAGCUCACAAAGACUUGUAUGGGCAUGUACAAAGUAACCGCCACAGGUCUCGCGCCUGAGAUUGCGUAUUUCGAGCUGGACGACCCACCAAAGAUGUACCGCACCGAGAUCUUAGCAUCCAAGUCUGAGCUCGACACCAGUAUCCCCGACGGUGAAGGCUGGAAGGGCGAUUUUGACCUCAAGCCAGCUGAUACACACAACCUCCAGCGACCAGAGACGGUGGAAUCUCUGCUAUACAUGUGGCGUAUAACCGGCGACGACAUCUACCGCGAAUGGGGUUGGGACAUGUUCGAAGCUUUUGUCAAACACACUAUCGUAGAGGACAAUGGUGGUUUCUCUAGUAUUGGCGAUGUCACAAAGAUACCUCCUCCAUCGCGAGACAAUAUGGAGAGUUUCUGGCUUGCUGAGACACUGAAGUACAUGUACCUUCUCUUUUCCCCCAACGAUCUCCUUCCUCUCGAUCAAAUCGUCCUGAAUACUGAGGCUCAUCCUUUCCCUCGCUUCGAUGCAAGCCACAAGCGAUUCAAGACGGGUUGGGAACGUAUACCGCGGGAUGAUCAGGGCAACCUCGUGCCCAAAGAGACCAAGCCCAAAGAGACCAAGCCUGACGAGAAGACAAUUUAG